Uranotaenia lowii is the source of this 498-nucleotide messenger RNA. It is a transcript of the gene Rpb10, whose product is annotated as DNA-directed RNA polymerases I, II, and III subunit RPABC5. NCBI's taxonomy places the organism in Eukaryota, Metazoa, Arthropoda, Insecta, Diptera, Culicidae. The coding region runs from base 178 to 381 and encodes 67 amino acids. Gene Ontology annotation, biological process: tRNA transcription by RNA polymerase III; transcription by RNA polymerase II; transcription by RNA polymerase I. Gene Ontology annotation, molecular function: DNA-directed RNA polymerase activity; DNA binding; zinc ion binding. Gene Ontology annotation, cellular component: RNA polymerase I complex; RNA polymerase III complex; RNA polymerase II, core complex. The transcript has 3 exons. The record is from RefSeq and is a predicted model, not a curated record.
CGAGUUUCCGUCAAAAUUCGAAGCACACAUUUUUGUUUACUCGCGCAACAAAAUCCAAACAUUAAAGAACGUUCGCUUCGGGGGUGCCUAAAUUUUCACAUUUUUACCGUGAAAAGUUUGUUUAUUUGAUAGUCUUUUUGAACAUCAUCUUCCUUCAGGCUCAAUUGUGAUUCCAAAAUGAUCAUCCCGGUGCGGUGCUUCACGUGCGGAAAAGUCAUCGGAAACAAGUGGGAAGCCUACCUGGGGCUGCUGCAGGCCGAAUACACCGAAGGUGAUGCCCUCGAUGCUCUCGGACUAAAGCGGUACUGCUGCCGGCGCAUGUUGCUAGGCCAUGUCGAUUUGAUUGAAAAGUUGCUCAACUACGCCCCGCUGGAAAAGUGAGCACUGAUGGUUCGUGUGUUUCUUUUUUUCUCUGUAAACAUUAUUUUAAGGGCUGUAUCUUAAUAAUGCUAAUUUCUCAAUAACUCUUACAAUUUAUAAAUUCCAUUUAGCUAUAAA